CUUCCGGUGUUCAUUUUUUCGUCACACAAAAACAGAAACAUGAUGGAGCAUCGGAACAAGAGUUUGGAAAAACAAGAAACAGAAGAAGAAUGUGUGGGUGACGACGAAGAAGAACCGGAGGUGGUCAUACGUACAGCCAUUCACUACCUGAGAGAAUUCGUGACAGCAAAAGGCCACAUCCUUAGCCAUGUCACAAGCCUACCGAACACUCAACUUGCAGCAUACCUCAAAGAGUUCUAUACGUCUGUUAAGAAUCGUGACGAUGUUCCAGAAUCUAUAUCCCUCAAAUAUAUUAGAGCAGGUUUGCAAAGAUACUUUGCAAAGAAAUCAAACAUUGACAUUCUCCGAGAUAAAUCAUUUGAUCACGCAAAUGCAGUUUUUGACAUAACAAUUAGACAGACACCCAGGAGGUGUCACCGACUUCUUAUUGAUUCAGAUGACCUGAAACACAUUUAUCUAGGUCCAGCAAUGAACACCGAUCAACCUGACACGCUACAGAACAAGGUUUUCUUUGACAUAAACCUGUAUAUAUGCAACAGGGGGAAAGACUUCUUACGAGUAAUGUCCAAGAUUGAUUUUGAUGUUUCGACAGAUACUGAUGGACGAAAAUAUGUAUGGUUGAAAUAUCACCCUAAAUUUAGCUUCAAAGAAUUAGUUGGAGGGUUAUCAGACAAUGAACCAGUCAUGCAAGGUUCGCAGGUCGGAGAGAAAAUGUAUGAAAGACCAGGUGACCAUAGGUGUCCUGUUGCAUCCUUUCAGAAGUAUGUUUCCCAUCUUCAUCCAAUGACUGAGAUGUUUUGGCAGAGACCUAAGCGUUCCUUUGUAGCAUCAGAUUUGGUCUGGUAUGACAAUACACCACUUGGAAAUAGUACCCUUAGUAAAAUUAUGACCAGGAUGUGUUCCAUGGCAGGCUUAACAGAAAACUACACAAAUCAUGCAAUCAAAAGCACUUACAUCCCACUAAUUGAGAAGAUGUGUAAAGAUGCACUGAAAAGAUCUACUCUCCUUGACCUCAGUCUCAGAAGAAUUAAUUCUCCGUUGACCAGAUCCAAAGGUUCAGAAGAUGCAUGUAUGACAGAUGUGUCAUCAGUUUGUUCAGAUGUUAAAGAAGAAGAGGAGAAUCCAAAUUCUGGAUUGAGGCAAGCAAAAAUGAAAGUAUUAGAAACAGUGCAUGGGUUAGAGGUAAAAGACAUUCGAACAUUUGUAGACUGGUUAAAGACAUUCCGUGUAGAAUUAGAUGGAGGAGGUUUGGUUGUUAUGUGUAGUCCAGUAGAUCAGUCCCGUCAAACAAGUAUGGAUUCCAGACAAGGAAGUUUUGACGACCCAAGAUCACGACAAAAUAGCAUAGAUGAUUUCAACAGAAGCAUUGAUUCACCAUCCAGGAAUGACAAUCGUUUGCCAAAUGGCAAUCAGCUCCUAGGAUCAUCGAGUCCAAUCCAACCAAAACGAGGAGUAUCACCUUCACCCCUUAUUAAACCUACGAUUAGCUUGACAAAAGCAGACAGCAUUGAAAAAUCAGACAAGGAAUUUAGUGUUUCAGUCAGACAGUUUGACUUUGAUACAUCCUCGGGAACGCAUUGUGCAUCUAUGGAAAAUUUGAAAAUGACGGUGCCUUCCCAAGAUACUGUUUUAAUGACUGGGAUACCAGAAAGUGUACAAGUACUGGUUCACAACAGAGAUGGAUCCCCUAUGAUAUCAGAACCAGUCCAGUCUAGAUUGUUUUAUUCCAGCAAUGAUAUGGAUAUUGCUGUAGUGUCAGCUUUGCUGGGAGAGAGGAAUAGCCUCAAAAAUAACAUUCCAAAUACAGGCGCAGAGAAAUCAGACUACUAUUCUAAGUUACUAGAUAAAUUUAAACCUAUGAAAAAAAGGAGUCUGUCAGAUCUGGUUGCUGGGACCAAAAUAGACGGUGAUGAUGAUCCUGCAAAGAAAAAGUUUGCCUCCACUGAGGGAUUGGAACCCAUUCAUGCAUCCAUGGCAACUCAAUCACAGCCUGUAUCAAAGCCUGUAACAAUUAAUACUCAGUUACUACCUGUGAUGGUCUCACAACCGUCUCAGCUACUACCAAGACACCUUCUACCAUCCAAGGCUAUAAACGCUCAGCCUGUACCCCUGAUGAUCUCACAUCAUCAUCCAUUGAUGGCAAAUACCCAACCAAUGCCAUUAAUGACAACUGAACCGGUUUCAGUACAUGCACAUAAUAUGUUAUCAAAAGUGCCAGCUUUUCAGCAACCCUUCAUCCAAAACAAAAGUAUGUACAAAAGAGAAGACAACCCUGCCUAUUUUCCAGUUCGCCCAGGACUGAUGAAAAUGAAGAUGGAUCCAAAACCAAAAUGAAAACUUUCCAAAAUCAUUUGUUGGAAGUCUAUUUUGGCAGUUUUGCUGGUAUUUCAUUUUUAGGAGUCCCAGACUAAAGGAAGUUUUUGCUGAAUCAUGGGACAAGAUCAUUUCAUUUGGGAAAUGAUGGCAAUGUUCAGUGAUUUUCAGAGAUGUGGUCAUGGUUUUUUUCUGUGUUGUAAUACACAGAAGGACUAAUUUGUUUUCCAUUACGUGGUAUGUCAUUUUGUAUGUGAAGAUCGAAGCUGUUAUAUAUAUGUGGUAUGUGAAGAUUGAAGCUGUUAUAUAACAGGAAAAGAAAGUUACAGACUUAUGUAUGGUUUGCAUUCAGCUUAACAGAGGCAGAAGAGAAAGGUUUAUCAAUGAAAAGACUUUUUGUGUAGUUUGAACAAAUGUUGUAAGAAUUUGAUGGUGUUUUAAUUUGAUUGUGAUAAAGAGGAGGUGAUAACUUCAAAUUAUUUUAAAGUAUUGUUGUAGUUAAAUGUAGUUUUAGUGUCUACUAUUUGUUUUAGAUGACAGAGCGUGCAAUUAUAAUUUAAAUAAAGAGUUUAUUUUAAACUGCUAGUUUUAGAUGAAAGUUUUAUAAUAAAUUACUAAUAUUAAAUGAAGGGUUUAUUUUAAGGAGGAAGUACUAUAUACAUGUUUGUAUAUUAAACUAACUUUUGUUUCCUUGCUUUUGUUACCAGAUUCUAUUUUUGAUGCUUAUUUUUUGUUAUGUUUUUUGUUGUAUAGCAUUGUAUAGUGCAUUUUCUUUUGAUAUUUUUGUAUUUAAGUAUAAAACAUUUUUAAAUAUUGUCCAUUGUUAAGCAUAUGCAUUUUUAGCAAUUUUUUGUAUUUGUGCUUCAUUUUCAUCUUUUAUGAUGUCAUUUUAUUACCUCAAACUGUCCUAAAGCUGUCUGCUUUUUUAAACCUAACCAUAAAUUGGGUAUUUUGGAGAGUUGAUGGGAUGUUCAUAUGUUCAUGUUAUUUGAUUUUUUAUUUAAAUAUAAACAAUAGAAUUUUUUUUAUGUAAUUUGAAAUUAAGAAAUGUCUGUUCUCUAGUUGAAUAGUUGACACAUCAAUUAGAAAGUUCACUUUCACAACUGCAGUGCAGUUUACUGGAGAAAAGGAGAAUAUUUCCAUUCUGAGGCAUGACAAAAAUUACAGAAUUUAAGCUUGAAAAUUUAGUAUAAUAAAUUCCAUAAAAUUUUGUUGUAUAUGUACAUGUCCCACAAUAAAGUGCACAGGUGAAUUAAAGAAAACAAUUAUAAAAAUCGUGUUUUCAUGAUCAUAGCUAAAAAAUGUAAUUAUAAGUAUUGAAUGCUUCUUUUUGUAACUUCAUAGUGUUGUAAAAGCGUUGACUGUGCGCACAUUUUUAGUAUGAAGCGCGGAACAAAAUGUACUUCGGUCAACGCUUUUACACCCCAAUAAAGUUACAAAAAGAAGCAUUCAAUUCUUAAAUGGUAUAGAAAAGUCUUGCAGCUAAGUAACUAUUGACAAAUA
Mytilus trossulus (common blue mussel) is the source of this 3816-nucleotide messenger RNA. RefSeq lists its product as uncharacterized. The transcript has 4 exons. Lineage: Eukaryota; Metazoa; Mollusca; Bivalvia; Mytilida; Mytilidae. The record is from RefSeq and is a predicted model, not a curated record. The coding region runs from base 40 to 2334 and encodes 764 amino acids.